Molecule: messenger RNA, 4197 nt
Organism: Nomascus leucogenys (northern white-cheeked gibbon)
Lineage: Eukaryota; Metazoa; Chordata; Mammalia; Primates; Hylobatidae
Product: scavenger receptor cysteine-rich domain-containing protein SCART1-like
Exons: 18
Coding region: 1-4197 (1398 amino acids)
Cellular component (GO): membrane
Source: RefSeq, a predicted model, not a curated record
AUGGGGCAGCUCUGGGAAGCCCAGAAAGACAAACUCUGUCACCACAGUAUUGCUGGAAUUGUACAUGGCCCUCCUGGUCAGGCAACUCCUGCUGCAGAGUCCCUGGCCCUGGUGAGGGGUGGAAACCGCUGCGAGGGCCUCCUGCAGGUGCAGUCCCUGGGGCAGCAGGGCCUGGUGUGUGGGGACCGCUGGGGCCUGCGGGAGGCGUCUGUGAUUUGCAGGCAGCUGGGCUGCGGUCGUGCCCUCUAUGUCCCCACAUACGUGGUGUGGCCCCAGGAGGCCCAGCAGUCCUUGCUGCAGGGCGUGCAGUGCCAGGGUGUGGAGGCCUCGCUCUGGGACUGCACCCUGGGGAAGUGGGGGUCGCUGCACGGCUGUGAGUGUGAGUGCAUCGGUGCAAUCCACUGCUCAGGCUCUGGCUGGGACCCUGCCCUUUCCCCUCUGCUGGAUUGUUGGUGGGAGGCAGAGGCUCAAAGUGGCAUAUUUGAGGAGAGAGAGAUGAGGGGCAUUGAUACAGGCAAGGAGAGGCCACUGGCACCAGAGGGCCUUGGCCUGCAAAAUCCAAGGCCUGAGCUCCAGAACCAGAGACAGCUGGCCCUGUGUGGAGACCACUGUGGAGGAGGAAAGCUGGCCUCUUUGGGGCUGAGUGGCGGAGGCAGCCCCUGUGCAGGGACCCCCACGAUCCGGAUAACAGAAGGCCCUGUGAUAAGGUUCAACCUGAACUUCCUGGACCUCUGUGACCUCCCAACAGACUCUGAGGUGGUGUGUGCAGUGCCUGCCCAGCAAGGCCCCUAUGCUGCUGCCCUCAGACUGCACCCCAGUCCUGGGGAGGGAGAGGGGCUGGUGGCCCAGGGGUCACCUGGCGAGAUGGCUGACACUGAUGGCAGCUCCUUCCUCGGGCCUCUGGCCAGGGUGUGGCUGGGCACUGGGCUUAAAACUGAGCAGGUGGUUGAAGUGGGCUGCCAGGGGCCAGGUCCAAGCCUGGGAGUGGGCUCCAUGACACAGAUGUGGGGGCCCCAGGCCCUGGGGGUAGAGAUCCUUGUUUGGGGGUGGGGACUGUUGUUGCUGUCCGAAUUCUGUGGGAGCCAGGACCCCAGGGAGAUUGGAGGGUGGGAGAGGCCUCGGCCUGCUCACCCCAGGACCUCUCCUGCCGCUUCAGAGCUCCAGGGGCCGGCCAGCCCAGGUGGUCCUGGGUCCUCCCGCAUCGGUCCUUCCCAUGGGACCCGAGGGCAGCGGUCAGGUCGCUUCACCCCAGAGGCCCGCACGGAGCCGGGCCUGCCCUGUGCUCCAGUCCAGCGUCUGCCCCCAGGACACACCGAGGCCCGGCUGGUGGGCGGCGAGCACCCCUGCGCCGGGCGCCUGGAGGUGAGGCGGGGCCUGACCUGGGGCACCGUCUGCGACGCGGACCUGGACCUGGCCACGGCCCACGUGGUGUGCGGGGAGCUGCAGUGCGGGGCGGCGGCGUCCAGGCCCGAGGGCGCCCGCUUCGGCCGGGGCUCGGGGCCGGUGUGGACGGAGGCCUUCCGCUGUGCGGGCAACGAGUCGCUGCUGUUCCACUGCCCGCGGGGGCGCGGGAGCCAGUGUGGGCCCGGCCGCGACGCGGGGCUCAGGUGCACGGGGGAAAAGUUCAGGCUGGUCAAUGGCAGCAGCAGCUGUGAGGGCCGCGUGGAGCUCCAGGUGCAGGGGUCCUGGGCGCCGCUCUGUGCCACCCACUGGGACAUAGCAGACGCCACCGUCCUCUGCCACCAGCUCAACUGUGGCAACGUGGUGGCCGCACCUCGAGGAGGCCAUUUUGGGGACGGGGGCGCUGCCAUCUGGCCUGACGCGGUUCACUGUGAGGGGACAGAGCCCUACUUGUGGAAUUGCCCAGUAAGCACCCUGGGGGCCCCGGCCUGUGCCCCGGGAAACUCAGCCUCCGUGGUCUGCUCAGGUCUGCCCCACGCCCUGCGACUGAGGGAAGGACAGAGCCGCUGUGACGGCCGCGUGGAGGUCUCCCUGGACGGAGUGUGGGGCCGCGUCCUGGACGAUGCCUGGGACCUGCGCGGCGCGGGCGUGGUGUGCCGGCAGCUCGGGUGCGGAGCGGCCCAGCAAGCCUAUGACGCACCUGCCCCCAGGCGCGGGUCGGUCCAGGUGGCGCUGAGCCGCGUGCGCUGUGUGGGCACUGAAACCCGCCUGACUCAGUGCAACGUGUCCGCGACCCUGCAGGAGCCCGCGGGGACCUCGCGGGACGCCGGCGUGGUGUGCUCCGGGAGCCUCAGGGUGCGGCUGGCUGCGGGGCCGGGGCGCUGUGCGGGGCGCGUGGAGGUGCUGCACGGGGGCGCGUGGGGCACCGUGUGUGACGAUGCCUGGGACCUGCGGGACGCGCACGUGGUCUGCAGGCAGCUGGGCUGUGGCCGCGCCCUGAGCGCCCUGGGGGCCGCACACUUCGGAGCCGGGGCAGGGCGCAUCUGGCUGGACGAGCUGGGCUGCCAGGGCCACGAGUCUGCGCUGUGGCAGUGCCCAUCGGCGGGCUGGGGCCAGCACGACUGCAGGCACAAGGAGGAUGCCGGCGUCUUCUGCUCAGAGUUCACGGAUCUGAGGCUGCAGGACCACAGGCAGCCAUGCACAGGGCGGCUGGAAGUUUUCUACAAUGGGACCUGGGGUGGUGUCUGCCGGACCCUGAGUGUGGCCUCCCUGGGGGUCCUGUGUGGGCAGCUGGGCUGUGGGUCCCACGGGCAGCUGCAGGCCGGGGCAGGAAGCUGGUCUGCCCCUGAGUUUCCCUGGGUGGGCUCCAUCCAGUGCAGGGACAAGCAUGACCGGUCCCUGUGGCAGUGCCCGUCAGCCCCCUGGGACCAGCAUUCAUGCUCCAGCGGAGAGGAAGCGUGGGUCCUGUGCACAGAAAAGGCAGAAGUUCCUGAGGACCCUGGGGAGCCCCUCAACUGCUCCUCCUCGCUCGGCUGCCCAGAGGAGGGCGCACUGCGCGUGCGCGGGAGCGAGGACCGCUGCUCCGGGCGCGUGGAGCUCUGGCACGCGGGCUCCUGGGGCACCGUGUGCGACGAUGGCUGGGACCUGGCGGACGCGGAGGUCGUGUGCCGCCAGCUGGGCUGUGGUCGGGCCGUCGCCGCCCUGGGGGCCGCCGCCUUUGGCCCUGGCUCCGGGCCCGUGUGGCUGGACGAGGUGGGGUGCCGGGGCAGCGAGGCGUCCCUGUGGGGCUGCCCUGCGGAGCGGUGGGGACGCGGAGACUGCGCGCACAAGGAGGACGCGGGCGUGCGCUGCUGGGGUGAGUGGGGCGGUGGGAAAUCGGUCAUGAGGCCAGCAGAGGGCGCUGGGGUGGAGUCCUCCAUGAGGGAGAGGGAGUGGCUGGGCCCUUGGAGCCACCCUGUCCUGCUGAGGGUGUGCAGGUCCCCCCUGACCACCCUGCUGGCUCAAGACCUCUCGUUUCUCAGAGCCUGGCCCAGGCCCCCCGCUGCCUGCAGCUCCCUUUCGGACAUUCUGGGCGGUCUGGGAAGAUCCGAGGCAUCUCCUGGAGAAGCCAUCUAUGAUGUCAUUGGGGAAAUGCCGCUAGCAGGACUGUAUGAGGAUAUCAUGGAGGCCGAGGCCGUGCCCCAAGAUGAGGAGGACGUAGGUGUGGUGAAGGUGGACACAGAAGCCACAGUUUCAGGGGAGGCGUCUAACCUCCUGGAGGGACAGUCUAUAUGUGCGGAGGGAGGACACAGCAGACCUGUUUCUCAGGAAUAUGAUGAGGCUGCGUUUCCUCCGGAGGAGAUGACAUUGUCCAUCACCCAGAAGCCCUGCAGGUGCCCUGGCCUGUCUCUGCUCGAGCCUGGGGGCAGUUCCCACGGGGACCUCUUUCUACCUCCGAGUGGGGUGAUCAAGAAGCCGGAGCCCUGUGGUUUGGCCUUUAAGGCAGAUCAGGAUCUCAACCAAUCACACAGCGUAGAGGCGUUUGUCCUGCAGGGUUUCUCUGAAGACCCUCCGCUCCAGGGCUGCUGCUUUGCUUUUUUCCUCCUCUUUUACCUGAUGGCACUUGUAGGAAACAUCCUCAUGGUCGUGGCCAUCAGCCUGAAUCCAGUACUUCUUUCUCACCAACCUGGCCCUUUAGACAUCGUCUGCACAUCCAUGGACAACAGCAGAGGGGUGGCUGUGCUGUACACAGUGGUCAGCCCCACCCCAAACCCCUCACCUACUCCCUGGGGAACAAGGACGUAUCAGUGGCACUGA